Molecule: messenger RNA, 2007 nt
Organism: Ostertagia ostertagi
Lineage: Eukaryota; Metazoa; Nematoda; Chromadorea; Rhabditida; Trichostrongylidae
Source: the annotation of a GenBank genome assembly
AUGCAGGAAGACGUGCUUAAACUUAUUCUUCUCGCUCUCGAUAAGGGUGCGUUGAUUGCUCGAAAAACAUUGGUCAUGUACGUGGUGCAAAUGCUGUCGGAAGACUACCCUCAGGUUUCAAAAACGUGUGUUGGACAUGUUGUGCAGCUUCUCUAUCGAGCAUCAUGCUUCAACGUUAUGAAACGUGAUGGAGAAUCCUCUUUGAUGCAGCUGAAAGACGAAUUCCGAAAUUACGAAGCGCUUCGAAAAGAACAUGAUGCACAGAUUGUGCAGAUGGCUGUUGAAUGUGGUCUGCGAAUAAGUCCGGACCAGUGGAGUGCAUUACUUUACGGUGAUCAGGCUCACCGGUCGCACAUGCAGUCCAUUAUAGAUCGGCUGCAGACACCUCAUUCGUACAUGCAAGGAAUCGACGAGUUGGCUGCAGUCGCAAGUGGGAGCGAUUCAACCUCUGGAAGUUGUGAUUUGGCGCAGAUGGCUCAGUUAUUGCGUGUGUUCGAUUCACUCCCACCGCACCAUGAACGAGUUAACUGGCACCGAUUCGCUGACUACAUAGAUGCAUUGCAGAAACUCGUCAAGGCGCAUGCUGAUUUCACAAUGAAACGCAAUGAACAACGUGCUCGCGAUGCGCAACGAUCAGCCGCAAUGCUUCGUGCGGGUCAUGCCGGUGGACUCGAUAAGGCACAUGCUUAUAAGACCAAAAUGUGCAAAGACAUCUCGCUUCGUCGUUUAUGUCCACGGGGAGCUCGCUGUACCUACGCUCAUAAUGCUGAGGAAUUGCGUGAUGCGUCCAGGAAAGACGCAGGGUCUGGCUGUUGUUCUCAGGUUCCAGUCAUCCUGUGUCCUGUGUGGUCCAGGAUGCUUCGAAGAAUGCCGCCGUUUGCCCCUACGCCUCAGCGUAUGAUGGUUGCCCUGCCUCCUCCGUAUAAUAACAAUAAUAAUAUUAAUGGAGUUUAUCAGCAUGACUCCACCUUGACGACCCUUCCACCGCUAUCGACUGCACCAAACCAUCCUCCCGCAAUGGUGCCAAUUCUUCCUGUUCCUGUGGUAAUGCCUUCUCCAACACAUCACAUACCAUCGCCUUCAACGGCACAUGGCAGUUCACCUUUGGUUGUGCUACCAGCUGGCAUUCCUCGACGCGGAAUGGUUCUAAGUAAUACCGCUUCACAUCCAACAUCGCCAAAUGGAAUUCAUUCCGCAUCUCCUCAUCACCAUUCUUUAUGGAACGCACAUCCACCUCCACCUGGAACUAUGUUUGUACCUCAUCUUAACAGUUCGCACAGUCAUCCUCACCCGCAAUUUUGGAUGCACCCGCCUCCUGCGGUGUAUACUUUUGAUCCACCUUCUGAAAGUGGUUUUGUCUGGUCAAGUGCUCAGCGACCGGAGUUGACCGUUCCUCCACCAGUGCUGUCGUCAUCUCGCACAAUGGACCAGCCGGUAGAUACCGAACAAUUGAUGAUGAAGCGAAAUGAAAUUAUAAACCGCCUUGCUCCACUGACACUGCUCGAUGAAGACGACUUUGAAGAUGGUGGUGUUGGACAUGUGUCAUACACAGUUGCCUCUUCAGUACUCGAUGAGAGGGGUGAACUGCAUCCUGUGACUUUGGUGAUGGGCCCACCUGCUCUAGAGCUUCCUCCACUUCCCGCAGCAAAUUUGUCGACGGUACCUCUACCAGCGACCGCAUCUGAAGGGACAAUAGCAGUGAUUGGUGAUAUUGCAAUGGCGACCGGAUCCCGACCUCGUACCCAAAGCAUUCCGUUGGUGCAGUUCAACAAAUGUGUCGUUGCACCAGUGCACAUGUGUGCUGUUCCGGUAGCAUUUGAUGCUGGAGUAGCUGGAGAACGUAUUGGGACCGUUAUUCGACCUGUAACACUAGCUCAUCCACAGGAUAUGGUAUCUAGCAGCCUGGAUAAGAUCGUAGACGUCAAGGAGAGGUUGAGCGAGGCGGAAGGUUUGGGUCUAUUUACUUUUGUUUUUAAUUCGUCUUUUGGAACACCAAAAUAUUGUUAA